Molecule: messenger RNA, 2004 nt
Organism: Salvia hispanica
Lineage: Eukaryota; Viridiplantae; Streptophyta; Magnoliopsida; Lamiales; Lamiaceae
Product: F-box protein PP2-B11-like
Biological process (GO): defense response to other organism
Molecular function (GO): ADP binding; protein binding
Source: RefSeq, a predicted model, not a curated record
UGUGUCUAGGAUGGAAGUUGAGCUUCUAAAAGAGGAUGAUGCUUGGGACUUACUCAAGAAGAAGACAUUUCCCCCUGACAUCAAUCCAGAGUUCGUACGUGAAGAAUCUACGUGCACACUUGGGAAGCAAAUGGCAAAGAAAUGUGGUUAUUUGCCUCUAGCAAUCUCUUUACUUGGAGGGGUCUGGAGUGAGAGAAAUUCAACGAGAGAGUGGGAGUUGGUGAAUGAAAAUAUGGAUGCAUACUUAUACAACAUCGGAGAUGGAGAUGGAAAUGAAAGUAAACUGGAAGCGGUAGUAAAUUUAAGUUAUGAUGAUUUACCUUAUCAUUUGAAGUUGUGCUUUCUGUAUUUGGGUGUAUUGAGAGAUGGCGAAAGCAUGGCUGCUGUUGAUCUAUAUAGAAUGUGGAUAUCACAGGGCAUGAUUUCAGAGGAGAAUAGUGAUAAAUCUCCGAUGGAGCUUGCAGAGGACUACUUAAGACAGCUGGUCUCGAAGAGCAUUGUCCAAGCCAAACGUAAAGAUGCCAGACACAGAACGAAAUUCACGUCAUGCAACCUUCAUUGUGUAGUAAGAAAGCUAUGUUUGUCGAUGGGGAAAAAGGAGCACUACCAGGUGCAAACUCUCGAGUACACAGGUGGAAGAUUUAGUUCCUUUCUAGACCAUGCCCUGUCGCGUGUUAAAACGCGACAUUUGGUUAUCCAUUUCAAAGCAGAGUUGCAAGAAGAUGAUGGUGAAUGUAAUGAUCAGCUUGGAAAAGAAGAUAGUUGCAAGCAUUUAAGGUCACUUCAUUUACAUAAUGAUAUAACAGGGAGGGUAAAUAUUGAGCUUCCAAGCACAGUUGAUUUUCGAAGAUUCAAAUCGCUCAGAAGUCUAGCUUUCGAGGGAUUCAAAUUUGUACGAGGAAAGCUACCAAGAGGGGUUACUCGUCUUGUUCACCUCAGAAAUCUGCGUUUCCGGAAAUGUGAACUUGAUGAGCUACAAUCUUCCAUAAGCAACCUGGUCUACUUAGAAAUCCUUGAUUACCUGAUAUCUAAGAAUACAAAAAUUCCAAAUGUUUUGAAGAAGAUGGUCCGGUUAAAACAACUGCUCCUUCCUCGUUAUGACAGGGAAAGAAUUGGGGAUUAUCGAUUGAAAUUGGAUAAGGGUUUAGAUCAGUUGGAGGCUCUACAGGGGCUGAACAGUUUAGUGCAUGAGAAUAGUUGUUAUACGAGAAUGAAGAAGCUCCAACGUUUCUCAGCGUAUGUAUUUGACAAGGAAAGCUAUACAGCUAUUAUGAACGCCAUUGAUUCAAACUGGGAAAGGUUGGUGUACACUUAUAUAGUAGUGGAAGAAGGUUGGGAGUUCACAUCAACGAACUUGAACCAAGCGUUCACAUGCCGGAAUCUUACUGACUUGGUGAUUUAUGCUCAUUUGGGGAGGCUACUAACGGAGUGCUGGAGCAACAUCAUUUGCUCAAACAUAGCAAUAUUAUGCUUGAACAAAUGCAAAAUUGAGGAAGAUCCAUUGGAGGUACUCGGAAACCUUGCUUCCUUGAAACGCCUGUGUUUCCACUUGGGAUCAUUCAUCGGUGAAAGGAUGAGGUGCCCUGCAUCCAGUUUUCCUUGCCUCCAGGUGUUUGAACUGAAUGACUUGCAAGAGUUGAGGGAGUGGAAAGUUGAUGAAGGUGCCAUGCCUCUUCUAUUGCAUUUGUAUAUUCGCCGUUGUCUUGGUAUGGAGAUGGUUCCACAAGGAUUGAUUGCUAUGUCUAAUCUUCAAGAUCUGAUCAUUGAAGGAAUGCCAGAAUUGGGAAGAAGGGUUAUGUCUGAUAAUGGUGGUAGAGAAGGAGAGGAUUUCCACAAAGUUCGCCAUGUCAGUAAAAUUACCAUCAAAUAAUAUGUACUCUGCUCUGAUUGAAUGGACCUUUUAUCUACGUUGCCGGAGGAGUGUUUAUCGGAGAUUCUGCAGCGAACUUCGCCUGCGGAUGCCUUAAGAUUCGCUACGGUCUCAAAAGGGUUGAAAUCCGCGGC